Molecule: messenger RNA, 3203 nt
Organism: Aspergillus alliaceus
Lineage: Eukaryota; Fungi; Ascomycota; Eurotiomycetes; Eurotiales; Aspergillaceae
Product: alpha,alpha-trehalase
Exons: 5
Coding region: 265-2460 (731 amino acids)
Biological process (GO): trehalose catabolic process
Cellular component (GO): cytoplasm
Molecular function (GO): calcium ion binding; alpha,alpha-trehalase activity
Source: RefSeq, a predicted model, not a curated record
UCUUACUCAACUUCACCUCCUUUUCUUCUUUCCUUUUUGUUUUGGUCUUACAUACUUUUCUCGAUAUAUAUACCCCGAGUACCGCCCGAUUUCGACCACAGCCGUGAUCACCGCCGAAAACGCCACAAAUUAGAACCUUGCAGGGGUCAUUGGUCUUGCUUCAAACCCAUUAUCCUGGUUCUUCCCGGUCCCUUCAUUUAUUUUUCCCCCCAAAUUUCCAGCUCCCUUCAGCUCUCUAUUUUCACCCCAAAUCACCCUUAGACGAUGAGCUCGUCAAAUGGACAACCCCGCAGAACAAACUCCACCGACCCUUUUUCUCAUCCCGACGUCUAUUACGGUGACGAGGAAGCCAACGCGCGCAUCAAGGAUCGCAGACGUGCUUUUUCUACGAACCUGAAGUCGUUCAAUCGCCAGGAUAUCCAAAAUUUCCUUGGUGGGAUCCCCGCAAGAAGAGGCAGUCAUGAUGAGAUCUCCGCCCAACCCCGCAAGUUCCUUAUCGAUGUCGAAGAGACCCUACAGAGUCUCCUGGAGAGAGAGGAUACGGAUAGGAACAUGCAGAUCACAAUUGAGGACGUAGGCCCCAAGGUGCUCUCCCUGGGAACCGCGGCCUCUUCCGGAUACAACAAAUUCGACGUGCGAGGAACGUAUAUGCUGUCCAACCUCCUGCAGGAGCUUACCAUCGCCAAGGACUAUGGCAGGAAGGUCAUUGUCCUGGAUGAGGCUCGUCUAAGCGAAAACCCGGUCGCCCGUCUCUCCCGUCUGAUUAAGAACUCCUUCUGGAACGCCCUGACUCGCCGGAUAGAUGGUUCGAACAUUGAAGUGGCUGGCCGCGAUCCCAAGGAUUGGACUGACGACCCACGUCCCCGAAUCUAUAUUCCCCCGGGGGCCCCUGAGCAGGUGGAGUAUUAUAGAGGGAUUGCCGAGGCACACCCGGAACUGCGCCUGGAUGUGCAGGUGCUCGAUUCAGAAAUUACUCCGGAGUUUGUGAAGGAUCUUAAUCAAAAGCCCGGUCUUCUCGCCUUGGCGAUGGAGAAGAAGUAUAAUGAAGAGACCAAGAAAAUCGAAUAUACUGGGAUGCCAUUCGUCGUUCCCGGAGGUCGAUUCAAUGAACUGUAUGGGUGGGACAGCUACAUGGAGUCUCUGGGCCUGUUGGUCAGCAAUCGAGUGGACUUAGCAAAGUCCAUGGUGAUCAACUUUUGUUUCUGUAUCAAACACUAUGGAAAGAUCCUCAAUGCCAACCGGACUUACUACCUGCUACGUUCCCAGCCGCCAUUUUUGACCGAUAUGGCUCUGAGGGUGUAUGAGCGGAUUAAGGGAGAACCCGACGCAUUGGAAUUCCUUCGGACUUCCACUCUUGCUGCCAUUAAGGAAUACUACAGUGUUUGGACCGCUGAGCCACGUUAUGAUCCCAUAUCUGGUUUGUCGCGAUACCGGCCCGAGGGAUUAGGCGUACCGCCGGAAACCGAGCCAACGCAUUUCCUUCACCUGCUCACACCCUAUGCUGAAAAACACGGCAUGGAAUUUAAAGAAUUUGUUCAGGCGUAUAACAAUGGCAUCAUCAAAGAACCAGAACUGGACGAGUACUUUAUGCAUGAUAGGGCUGUCCGAGAAUCUGGCCAUGAUACAAGCUACCGUCUGGAGAGAGUCUGUGCUAACAUCGCCACCGUUGAUCUGAAUUCUCUGCUUUAUAAGUACGAAGUGGAUAUUGCUCGGAUCAUCCGAACUUAUUUCAAGGACAAGCUCGAGGUCCCCCCUGAGUUCCGUACUGCUCAAUCAAAAGAUAUUGCAAGCGAAUCCUCAUCGGUAUGGGACCGCCGAGCUAGGAGAAGAAAAACGAGGAUGGACACCUAUUUGUGGGAUGAUGAAAAGGGGAUGUACUUCGACUAUGACACAGUCAAACAAGAGCGGUCGUCUUAUGAGAGUGCUACGACUUUCUGGACAAUGUGGGCGGGUCUCGCCACCCCCCACCAAGCGGCUGAACUGGUCAGCAAGGCACUUCCAAAGUUCGAGGCUUAUGGCGGUCUAGUCUCAGGUACUGAAGAGUCGCGUGGAAUUAUCAGCUUGGACCGGCCUAAUCGGCAGUGGGACUACCCGUAUGGAUGGGCACCCCAGCAGAUGCUGGCGUGGACGGGGCUGCUCCGCUACGGCUACCAGGAGGAAGCUGAACGACUCGCAUAUAAGUGGUUAUAUAUGAUCACCAAAGCUUUCGUCGAUUUCAACGGCGUUGUCGUCGAGAAGUACGAUGUUACUCGGCCCAUUGAUCCGCACCGGGUCGAUGCUGAAUAUGGAAACCAAGGUGUAGAUUUCAAGGGAGCACCUCGUGAAGGGUUCGGCUGGGUCAAUGCCAGCUUUGUGUAUGGCUUGGAGAUACUCAAUGCUCACCAGCGGCGGGCCCUUGGAGCCACCACUCCAUAUGAGACGUACAGCAAAGCUGUCGCAAUCCAGGACGAUUACGAAUAACCGACUACAACUGAGGCGAUGCAUUAUGCACAUCUUUGCUUACUGUUUUGAUUUAGCCGGCGGCCACUAUUCCUUGCAAAUAACCAAAAAAGGACGGUAAUGGGAAACCGAACUUAGGCUUGUACAGAUAAGAGCCGGGUUGAAAUCUUGAUUGCACCUGCCGUGCGGUCACAUUUCCCUUCCCUUUCUCGUUCGUCAUAUUUUUGCUUUUGCUUUCCUUAUUUCUCCUCUGGGCUUAAAGAUGCGUGAAUGGGAAUAGAAACUGGCUUUCAUUCUGAGGGUAUUUGGGUGAGCUAUGAUCCAGCCACAAGUGGUACAGGCGUCGUUUCUUUACUUUCACUUCAUAAUGUAUUUGAGUUUCGAAUUAUAUAUCACGUCCAGCAGCCGUUGAAUGUAACAGUUUGAGAUUUCUUCUCUCUUGCUUUUUAUACCUAUUAUUCUUUCCCGACAAUCAGCUUUUUUAACCCGUCUCGCCUUCUUGACUUGGCGAUGUAGUUCUAGACGCAUGCGCAUUCUCGACUAUUUAAUGCAGGAUCAAGUCUGUCAAGAUUUAUGAGAGCUCUGAACGUGCUGUUGGAUAGUUUAUGGCUUAGAUAGAGUUCGAGUAAUCUUUAUCUAGGUACACAGUGAAGUUAGUUGCAGUCCGUGGGGUCUCCAAUCGGCAUGAAGACAUCUAUAACUGGGGCUUCUUAUUGCGCCUUUGGCUUUUACAUAUAAGUCAGCUUUUCUACCAUUCUAUUUAU